AUGGAGGAGACCAAAAUCAACGAGGUUGAAAAAAGAGAGAUCGACACCAAGAACGAGUCGGAGAGCAGAGAACUGGCCACGAAGAAGAGGAGAAUCACCCUUGGGAUUCUCAUCAAACCAGCCAUCUUCUCACUCAUUUUCCUGGGAAUACUCUCAUUCGUCCUAGGCGGAUUCGUAUUCACCAGCUUCGAACACGCCUCAUUUUAUUUCAAUGCUCUACGAUCGUACGAGGACAGAGACAUGUCAAAGGUGGGCUAUACGACGAUGGACGCGUAUAAAUCGACACUCUACAAGGACAAGGAGAUGCGAUACUUCGACCAGGUGCAGCCUGGGACACUGAAGCAGACGAACUCAAUGCAUGGAUCCUGGUACAUUCUGCCGUAUCCAGAGGCAUUUCCGAUACAAAACAAGCUGCAAUUCAGGGCGUACAAGUCGGACGAGAUGGUCAAGCUGGACGUGGCACACGCAGAAAACAGGUUUAAAAUACUCAAAAAUAUGGACAAGAAGAAGUUCCAUUCGUGGAUUGUGGAUCAGCCUGUGACCAAAAUAAAGCCAUUUGGGACACUCUCAUCGGCAGAUCUGCAGUCUUCGAUUGCUGAACUGGAUCCAUGGGUAUCUGAGCUGGUGAAUUUGGCCCAGAAAGUCAUAAAGGAAUUCUCUCAAAAAUACAGGACGAGUAACUUCAAUAGCGAGACAGACCAGGAGUACUACGUGAAGAUGAACGAUAAGAAAGAGAUUGAACUAUCUUCUGAGCUAGAAAAGGGCAUUUUAGCUAUUUUAGAGAAACUGCCACAUGAUAGCAAAUUGGCCAAUAAUGGAAAGGAUAAAGUUACAAUAGAACAUGUCAAGGGGUGGUUCAAGCGACUUGGAUACGCGAAUCCAACUUUGGUUGACUCGGUCGUCUUAGGCAGAGUCUACUUCUGGGCAGCAAUCCACUCAUUGGAGGUGAAAGAGGAUGAAUUCGAAAAGAAGGUGGAAGACUUCAAGAAGAAGGUGGAGGCCAAGAAGGAGGCAGAGAAGAGCUUCAGGGAGCAGAACAAGAACGCAAAGGACGAAGACGUGGCAAAGGCGAUGGAGAAGUUUGCUGAGGAAAUUGGGUUUAUGCGCACCAUGUUCAUUUACAGGGGAAUUAGUACGAUAUUCUCUCACCUGUUUCUGUCUAAGAAGAGGACGCAGUACCAGAAGUUCCCAUUCAACAAGCAGGGCGACUCACGGAAUGUCUUCUCGCGCUUCUUUGGAAUUGCCCCAAGCAACGAGUCGUCAAAGAAGAUCGCCCAAAUUCUCGAGGCUAUGACUGGCGAAGAGUACCCUGCUAAAUAA
Messenger RNA from Enterospora canceri, 1320 nucleotides. The record is from the annotation of a GenBank genome assembly. Lineage: Eukaryota; Fungi; Microsporidia; Enterocytozoonidae.